GGACCCCGAUAAUAAACAAUCCUCAGUGCUCCCUGGUUAUACGGCCCGGAGUUUUGAGAUCAGUCCCCUGGUUUCUCUUUUGUUCUUUUUCUAUAUAGACGAAGGCAUCCAGUGCCGAGCCAUCGGUACUUUUCUGUGGUCUUCCGGCGAGGAAUCUCGAGAUAGCUUCGACCCUCUGUUCUUUGUUGCCAUGGCUUCGCUCUCGGCGUCGUCUCUGCGCGAGCCGGUAUCGGGAAACCCACCUAUCGGGAGGAUCGCCGGGUUUCCGGGAGUUAUUCGUUCACCUAGAAGGCCGAGAGUCGCGUUUCACGGCGUCACGUAUCGGGGUUUUGGAGUGGGAGUGGAGGGGGGGCGCUAUGGAGUCAUGAGGGCCGUGACGAGUUCGAAUUGGGCUGCAGAUCCUGCUGGUGUGGGUGUCCAUACAUUUCGUGUUCCCCUCUUGUCCGGCUCUGAGGUUGCAGAAAAGCUUAGAGAAUUCCAGGAAAAAAGAACUGGCGAGCAAAAUUACAUGGCCAUGUACUCUAGCAUCUUUGGUGGAAUCACUACAGAUCCUGCAGUUAUGGUGAUACACAUGGAUGAUCACCUGGUCCAUCGAGGGCAUGGUGUUUUUGAUACUGCAGCCAUAAUGGAUGGAUACCUUUAUGAGCUAGAUCAACAUUUAGACCGUUUUCUAAGGUCUGCAUCUAUGGCCAAAAUUCGUCUCCCAUUUCAGCGCUCAACCAUGAGAGGCAUCCUCAUACAAACUGUAAGUGCAUCAAGAUGCAGGCAAGGCUCAUUGAGGUACUGGCUGUCUCCAGGACCUGGUGAUUUCUUAUUAUCUCCAUCCGGGUGUCCAAACCCUGCUCUCUAUGCCAUUGUGAUUGAAGGCCAAGCUUUACCAGACCGGAAGGGUGUUAAAGUCAUUACAUCAUCGGUCCCAAUGAAAUCACCAGAGUUUUCCAUAAUGAAGAGUGUAAACUACUUGCCUAAUGCACUCUCCAAGAUGGAGGCCGAAGAGAAUGGAGCAUUUGCAGCAAUUUGGUUAGAUGAUGAAGGGUUUGUUGCUGAGGGUCCUAACAUGAAUGUUGCUUUUGUGACAUCGGAUAGAGAGCUUGUGAUGCCCCACUUCGACAAAAUUCUUAGUGGGUGCACAGCAAAACGAGUUUUGGUUCUUGCUGAACAACUUGUGGCAGAUGGGAGACUAAGAGGAAUCAGACUUGGGAGUGUAUCUGUCCAGGAAGGGAAGAUGGCUGAUGAGAUGAUGCUAAUUGGAAGUGGUGUUAUCAUGAAGCCUGUCCUGCAAUGGGAUGACCAAGUCAUUGGUGCUGGCAAAGAAGGUCCUGUGGCUCGAGCUCUUUUUGAUCUCAUUCUGGAGGACAUGAAGUCCGGUCCUCCAGUAGUUCGUGUACCUGUACCUUACUGAACUAGCUUGGCUGUUUCCCUUGUUUACUAAUUGUGGAAAAAAAUAUGGUAUGAGACCUGAACCCAUGGCCUCAUGAUAUAGAAUUGCUAUGUCUUAUCCCUUGUAAGAUCUCAAAAUUCUUGUGAUGUAAUUUUAAACAAUGCACUUUCUCCUAUCCUUUAAUUUAGAAAAUGCGAGUUUCAUUGCCUUCUCUUAUUAA
Molecule: messenger RNA, 1601 nt
Organism: Elaeis guineensis (African oil palm)
Lineage: Eukaryota; Viridiplantae; Streptophyta; Magnoliopsida; Arecales; Arecaceae
Product: D-amino-acid transaminase, chloroplastic
Biological process (GO): carboxylic acid metabolic process
Molecular function (GO): catalytic activity
Source: RefSeq, a predicted model, not a curated record